GAUAUCUAUAACUUUAACGAGACUAGGUUCGCUAUAGGCGUCGCUAGGACGUUAAAAGUAGUUAUAAGCUUUGAAAGAGUUGGUUGGGCAGUCGUCGUACAGCUAGGUAAUCGCGACAGGAAGGUAGAAAGUCUAAUCUACUACUAUAUUAACUAUAUUACUAAGCUUAAGUUUCUACUAGCGUUUAAGGUAGCGUUUAAUUAA
Molecule: messenger RNA, 204 nt
Organism: Bipolaris sorokiniana ND90Pr
Lineage: Eukaryota; Fungi; Ascomycota; Dothideomycetes; Pleosporales; Pleosporaceae
Exons: 3
Source: RefSeq, a predicted model, not a curated record